AUGGAGUGCUGUGCUAUCGCACAUAUCACUUUCCGCAGACAAGAGAAGGCUGUAGGGGAGAAGGAGAAAGCAAGGCUUGUUGUCAAAUUCGAAUAUGCUGUUUAUGACUGGAUAGAACAUAGAUGGAGUCAAAGACCUUCACUCCACGAGACGGUUCGGAUCCCGCUCAUUGGUGGAGUCUCUCGUGUUGAACUACUGAGCAGCAGACGCCAUCGACUAAGAAUUUCACUGGCAAGUAAUCGCCCUUUCCGUGAAGUGCAACCAGGGAUGUAUUACGUAGAGAGUGGUAAUGGCCAUUCAAUGAUCACUUAACC
Molecule: messenger RNA, 314 nt
Organism: Strongylus vulgaris
Lineage: Eukaryota; Metazoa; Nematoda; Chromadorea; Rhabditida; Strongylidae
Source: the annotation of a GenBank genome assembly